UGAAGGUCGUCGACUUUCCGGCUGUUCCCGGUACGUCGCGGCGCAUCGGAUCCAUUGUGAAUGUAAAACGGGGAAUUGUGGGAGUCGACGGGAUCGGGAUAAGAGCGGCUGUCAAUCCACAGAGGAAGUGCGGCGGUGUGUGCGGUAAAAACCCGAAAAGCGUCUCCUAUGCCGUCAUCUUAGCCGUCGAGUGCGAGAUGUUCACGGGAACCGUCCGCAUCAAGCUGUGCGAAGCCCGGGAGCUGCGCCCCACGGACUGCUCGCGCCGCUUCGGCAAGGACGACCAGCUGUUGAACCCGUACGUGAGCAUCGACGUGGACGACACCCACGUCGCCCAGAGCACCAGCAAGCCCAAGACGCUCAACCCUGUCUGGAACGAGUACUUCGAGCACGGCGUCGUCGACGCCAAGACGCUGACCAUGACCGUCUUCCAUUACGCCGCCAUCGGGGAGUCGGACUUCGUCGCCAACUGCAGCCUCCCGCUGGAGGACCUACGCGACCAUGACAAGGACUUUUGGAUUGAUUUGGAACCAACAGGCCGAUUGCACAUUCAAGUAGACUUGGAUCAUCGUGGUAUUAAACAUUCACGUGAUGGCGAGAUUCAACGGCAAUUUAAAGAAAGGCAGCAGGGGUUUAACAGGCGACGCGGAGCUAUGCGUCGAAGAGUUCAUCAAGUCAAUGGACACAAAUUCAUGGCGACUUUCCUACGUCAACCGACAUUCUGUUCACACUGUAGAGAAUUUAUAUGGGGUUUAGGCAAACAAGGCUAUCAGUGCCAAGUCUGCACCUGCGUCGUUCACAAGAGAUGCCAUUCUUUAGUACUUACGAAAUGUCCUGGAAUGAAAGACGAAUCUACUCAACCAAACACCGGGUUCAGCGUGAAUAUUCCCCACCGUUUCGUCGUUCACAAUUACAAGAGAUUCACAUUUUGUGACCACUGUGGCUCGCUACUGUACGGACUUUUUAGGCAAGGACUCCAGUGCGAAGUAUGUUCUUUGAACGUCCAUAAAAGAUGCCAGAAAAAUGUGGCGAACAGUUGUGGCAUAAAUGUGAAAGAAAUGGCCGAAAUUUUGAAAAAUAUUGGUAAGUUGACUCCUGAGAAAUCCGUCUCACGACCUUCCAAAUGUACGCCAAAUACGCAAGCACAAGAACUUCCGUCGGACAAUGCAGAAGCCAAUAGAACUCAGUCUAAUGCCGUUAAAGAAAACGAAGACGCUCUUCCCCAAGAAGACAAGGACAAAGCAAGUGGACACAAAAUCGGCUUGGACGACUUCAAUUUUAUUAAAGUUUUGGGGAAAGGCAGUUUUGGAAAAGUCAUGUUGGCGGAGAAGAAAAAUACUGAGGAAAUCUUUGCAAUCAAGGUUCUGAAAAAAGACGUCAUUAUUCAAGAUGACGACGUCGACUGCACCAUGACUGAAAAAAGAAUUUUGGCUCUAGCGGCUAAGCACCCAUUUUUGACUGCUCUUCACUCCAGUUUUCAAACUAAAAAUCGGCUUUUCUUCGUUAUGGAAUACAUUAACGGGGGAGAUUUGAUGUUCCAGAUACAAAGGGCACGAAAAUUUGAUGAGCCUAGAGCUAAAUUUUACGCCGCUGAGGUCACUUUAGCGCUGCAGUUCCUUCACAAACACGGUGUCAUUUACAGGGACUUAAAAUUAGAUAAUAUUUUGUUGGAUGCUGAGGGGCAUUGUAAACUGGCCGAUUUCGGAAUGUGCAAAGAAGGAAUUUCUGAAGGGACCACUACUACAACGUUCUGUGGCACUCCGGAUUAUAUAGCUCCUGAAAUCUUGCAGGAGUUGGAGUAUGGUCCUAGUGUUGAUUGGUGGGCUUUAGGUGUUUUGAUGUAUGAAAUGAUGGCAGGUCAACCACCGUUCGAAGCAGACAAUGAAGAAGAUAUGUACGAAUCAAUUUUACACGACGACGUUCUUUACCCUGUGUGGUUGAGUAAAGACGCUGUCAACGUACUGAAAGGGUUUAUGACAAAAAAUCCUAACAAAAGACUGGGAUGUGUGACUUCUCAUGGCGGAGAAGCAGCCAUCAAGGUACAUCCUUUCUUUAAAGAAAUCGACUGGUUAGCUUUAGAACAAAAGAAAGUGAAACCACCUUUUAAACCUAGAAUCAAAAACAAGAAAGAUGCUCUUAACUUCGACACAGAAUUCACAAAAGAAGAGCCCGUGUUGACUCCCAUUACCGCCGAAGUGACAAACUCUAUAAAUCAAGAAGAAUUCAAAGGGUUCUCUUUCGUCAAUCCAAAUUACAAUCCUGGUCGUUACAACGCUUCAGCGGAGUAAAUUUUCUCGAUAACAUUUUUUCCAUUUCAUUUUAAUCAAGUGGGAAACUUACAUCUAACUCAGUUCUUAGGUAGAAGAUUUCUGUGAUCUUACUGGAUUAUUAUACCAGAAAUUAAAUGUAUAAUUACGAAUGGCGGCCUAAGCUCUGUAAAUAUUUUGAUGAAUUGAAAAGUUUUAUUAGAUCGAGUCAAUUUAUUAUUGUUGUGGUAGCCUUAACUCUGCACUGAUUCAGACUUCGUCACAUUUGUGUUUGGAACCAAAACAAAAGCGGCAAAUACAUAAAGAGAGCUUAUUAUGAGAGAUUUUUUUAAUCAUUAUUAUUGUUGAUAAUGUCAUAGUUUAUGUACAUUUUGUUUAACGUGUGGCACCAGCUGAUAAAAAAGCCACACAAUAACAAUAAACGUGGAGAGCAAUCAUUACGCAAAGCGUGCCUGUUAAUGUUGUAUGAAUUAAAAGUGACGACUUUAUCUGCCAUAUUGAGCUAAUUAGCAAAAUUCCAAUACAUUUCGAAGAAAUGUAGGUACUUACGUUUGUUGUUGGAAAGAGCGAAAUAUUUCAUGUCAGUAGUAGUUUAAAUAAUUAUAGUCCAGCCAGCUAAUAUAGUGAUGGAUGUUUAGAGAAUUUCCCACCAUCAUCAAACUACAAAUUUCUUUGCGUCUUUGUCUUUGGUUUGUUUCUUUCCAGCAUUAUUAAUAACGUUAUUGAACAUUUGCGUCCGUUAUUGUGCCAAAUUUUCUUUGCCUACCUCCUCUUUGUCUUUGUAUUAAGAUUUAAAUGCAGGGCAUUAAAACUUUAUUUUGUUGUAUUAGUAUGAUGUGUAAAUUGAUUAUUAGAUGGUAUUAUACCUAUUUCUCCAAGUGUACUAAAAUAUGAAUAAAUAUUAUUUAGUGUAAA
Messenger RNA from Zophobas morio, 3182 nucleotides. Its product is annotated as calcium-independent protein kinase C-like. The transcript has 7 exons. Lineage: Eukaryota; Metazoa; Arthropoda; Insecta; Coleoptera; Tenebrionidae. The coding region runs from base 198 to 2288 and encodes 696 amino acids. The record is from RefSeq and is a predicted model, not a curated record. Gene Ontology annotation, molecular function: ATP binding; diacylglycerol-dependent serine/threonine kinase activity. Gene Ontology annotation, cellular component: nucleus; cytoplasm. Gene Ontology annotation, biological process: protein phosphorylation.